This is a messenger RNA of Emys orbicularis (European pond turtle), 1599 nucleotides long. It is a transcript of the gene KLF10, whose product is annotated as KLF transcription factor 10. The record is from RefSeq and is a predicted model, not a curated record. Gene Ontology annotation, molecular function: RNA polymerase II cis-regulatory region sequence-specific DNA binding; DNA-binding transcription factor activity, RNA polymerase II-specific. Bases 76 to 1518 code for a protein of 480 amino acids. Lineage: Eukaryota; Metazoa; Chordata; Testudines; Emydidae. The transcript has 4 exons. Gene Ontology annotation, biological process: regulation of transcription by RNA polymerase II.
CGCCUGGGGUGAAGGCUCUUGUCAACAGCUGCAGCAUCAGAGCAGCUCCCAGCCACCGCGUCUCCCAGCCGGGCCAUGCUGAAUUUCGCAUCUUCCCUCUACCAGCCAGCUGAGGAAGGAAUAGAGAUGAUUACUGAAAAGCAAAACAAUAAUAGACGUUCCUGGAACAAUACUGCUGAAAAGAGUGAUUUUGAAGCCGUAGAAGCCCUUAUGUCUAUGAGCUGCAACUGGAAAUCAGACUUCAAAAAAUAUGCCGAACUGAGACCUAUAACACCAGCAUCUGAUAUGUCAGAAGAAACUGAUGAUAACCUGCUACCUGGUGCAGCUGACUUUCAUGCAAUACCAGCAUUUUGCUUGACUCCACCCUACAGCCCUUCUGAUUUUGAGAUGUCUCAAGUAAUUCAUCUGCCAGCAGCAGCGCCAUCUGCUGUACAAUGCAGAUUAUUCUCUGAUAUUUCAAAGCCUGUUCCUUCAGCAAUUUUUAAAGAGACUGAAAAGUCUCCAGCAUCCAGACCAAUGAAAGCUCAAGCAACAAGUGUUAUUCGCCAUACAGCUGAUGCUCAGCUUUGUAAUCACAGAACAUGUCCAGUGAGAGCAGCUAGUGUGUUGAAAUAUCAGGACAAUACUUCAAGGGAAAUAAAUGUACAGAAUAAUGGAACUGCAAAACAAAAUCCACCUUGUGCAAUUGUGUCACCAAACAAAGCAACUUACAAAAGUGACAAACUGCCAGUUUUAGAAGAAAAAACAAGUACAGCACUAGCUGUCAGUCCAUUGUCCCUGAUCCAGACUUCAACCAGUAAACCUCAGCCUGUUCCUGGAUCAGUACAGCAGUCAUCGACGAUAGUAUCUUCACCUGCUGUGCAAGCAAGUGGUGUCUCACCUGUGCCAGUAAUUUGCCAGAUGGUUCCUCUGUCUACUAACAACUCUGUUGUGACAGCAAUAGUGCCCAACACUCCUUCUAGCCAACAAUCAACCCUUUGCCAGCCUAUGGUGUUCAUGGGAACUCAAGUUCCUAAAGGUGCCGUUAUGUUUGUUGUGCCCCAGCCGGUUGUGCAGAACACAAAGGCUCCAAUCAUUAGUCCAAAUGGCACUAGACUCUCUCCUAUUGCUCCUGCUCCAGGUUUUACACCUUCUGCAGCAAAAAUCACUCCACCAAUUGACUCAUCAAGAAUAAGAAGCCACAUUUGCAACUAUCCAGGAUGUGGAAAGACUUAUUUCAAGAGCUCUCAUUUGAAGGCCCAUGUGAGAACACACACAGGAGAAAAGCCUUUUAGCUGUAGUUGGAAAGGCUGUGACAGGAGAUUUGCACGAUCUGAUGAACUGUCUCGGCAUCGCAGAACGCAUACCGGUGAGAAGAAGUUUGCUUGCCCAAUGUGUGAUCGGCGGUUCAUGAGGAGUGACCAUUUAACAAAGCAUGCACGGCGGCAUUUGUCAGCUAAGAAGCUACCAAACUGGCAAAUGGAAGUGAGCAAGCUAAAUGACAUUGUUGUGCCACCUGCAUCUACACCUGCACAAUGAAAGAACUCCUGAAAAGUUACCGGAACUAACUGUUGUCACUAUGGUAUACCACCAGUGAUGUAUAAAAGCUCCUACUCCAGG